AUGAGUUUGUCCGAGGAAAGUUCAAAUGCACCCCCACCGUACCCCAGCGCACCUCCACAGAGUGACAAGCAUCUCUCACCCGUGUUAGAACGGGGAGAAUCCAAAGUAGCUCUUGAGCCCGGCACGCCAGCCAAAGCUGCCCAAAGACUAGGAGUGCCUCCCAAUUUACCUCAACCGGUUACUAUGCAGCCUCAGCCCACAGCUGUGCCCGUGGUUGUCGCCAUGAACCAAACAUCCAAUGUGCACAACCACAUCCACGGAAAACGCAAUUGGGACAAGGAUUUGUUCGGCUGUGACUGGCAUUGCGGUAACAAAAAAGUCGACUGCUGUGUCAACAUUUGUUGCCCAGGUUUCGGCGUUGCUGAUGUACAAAUGCGAGAAGGGUAUACACAUUUCGCCGCCUUAGCCCUUGGAAUGAUCGCACAUAUGGGAUCUCCAUUUGGCUGUGCGCUUCCUAGUCCAUUGAGUGCAUGCGUCGUAUGCCUUGUACGCCAAGAAUUUCGACGAAAGCAUGGAUUCAAAGGCCACUGGUGUCGCGACUGCUGCGCGUCUUUGCUUUGUUCACCUUUGGUGAUUGGACAAAUGCAGAAGCAGCAAGAGAAGUUCGCGGAACGAGAACGGCUCAUCAAAAACGGCAAUUCUUCUGCGCAACUUAUCGGGACCUCUGGAGGUGCUUCACGUAAUUACGUUCAAGGCAAUUACUAA
Oikopleura dioica is the source of this 705-nucleotide messenger RNA. NCBI's taxonomy places the organism in Eukaryota, Metazoa, Chordata, Appendicularia, Copelata, Oikopleuridae. The record is from the annotation of a GenBank genome assembly.